This is a messenger RNA of Thyridium curvatum, 951 nucleotides long. RefSeq lists its product as uncharacterized. The transcript has 2 exons. The record is from RefSeq and is a predicted model, not a curated record. Lineage: Eukaryota; Fungi; Ascomycota; Sordariomycetes; Thyridiales; Thyridiaceae. The coding region runs from base 1 to 951 and encodes 316 amino acids.
AUGGCUCCGUUGCGCCGCUACCUCAGAAUCACCAAAUACUCGGUGCUCGAGUGCCGCAUCUACCUCGACAACCCCGCCCUCGCGCAGUCCUGGCUGCUCAACCCGAGGGACCCCGUGCUUCCCAAGGUCAUCGAGAGCGUGCGGCCCCUUGUGCUCCCCAAGCUGCGCGAGGAGAAGGAGCGUGCAAAGAAGAAGGGCACCAAGAAGAAGAGCAUCAAGGAUGUGGUGGUCCAAGACGACUUCGAGGUCGCCAUCUUCCUCACCGAGACAAACACGCGCCACUCGGUCCUCUACAAGCACAAGCACUUUCGCGACAAGACACAGACGAAGCUCGUGUCCAACUCGAGCAAGCUCACCGGCGCCACGAGCGACCAGCCGAUCGACGUGGAGGACCGAGACCUACAGAUCGAGCUACAAGACGAAAGCAGCGGCAAUGUCCCCGUCCUACUGCGCGAGGACAGCGACGAUGACAAGCCCGUCGCGCUCGAGGACAUCCCCGCCAUAGACGAGUUGCCGCCACGGAGCUCAAGACGUCGCCAGCGUGUCGAGGACUCAGAUGACGAGAACGGAGAGGGCACAGGGCCCGUCGAUCUCUCGUCAGACGACGAGUACAUCGACGGCGACGGCGACAGCGACCACCAGGAGCGCCCCGCCAAACGCCGCAAAGAAGCUGCUGCUGUCGCGGACUCGCCAGAGGAGCAGGGGGACGACAAGAAGAAGAUGGCCAUGGACAUCACGUACGAGGGCUUUGCCAUCUACGGUCGCGUGCUCUGCCUGGUCGUGAAACGCCGGGACGCCACCGGCGGAACGGGCACCUCCGCCAGCGCAGGCCGCAGGACAAAGGCCGCCGCUGCCGCAGCGGGCGCGCCCCGCGGCCAGGCCAUGAUGGAGAACUGGAUCUCGUCGACGCAGAUGCCAGCCAACCUGGCCGAGGAGGCAGAGGGAUCGUGA